AUGGACAAUGGAACUUGUAUUUCCCUCUCUGAUUGCCCAUGUGUUUAUCAUGGGACAGCAUUUCCUGUUGGCUCAAAAAUUGAGCAAGAAUGUAGUGACUGUAUUUGUAUUGGUGGAAUUUGGAACUGCACUGAGCAUGAUUGCCCAGCUGAAUGUUCAAUCGUUGGUGAUUCCCAUUUCACAACUUUUGAUGGUCGCCAUUAUACCUUCCUUGGGAUCUGUCAGUACAUUCUGGUGAAGGGCACCGGGAAAGACAAAUUCACAAUUACUGUACAGAAAACUCCAUGCGGUCAGAAUCUUGAUCAUGUCUGCAUUCAGUCUAUAACACUAGUUCUUGAAGAUGACUUGAACAAGCAAGUGACUUUGAACCGAGGUGGUGAAGUUCAGUAUAGCUCUUCCAGUCAGGGUUUGAACCUAAAUGGGUAUGCUGAAGUACGGAAUCUGUCUUCAUUGUUUGUGCAGCUGAAAACUAAAUUUGGUUUAAGAAUUCAGUUUGCUAAAGAUGGCGAGAGAGUGUAUAUUCAACUCAGUGCUGCUUGGAAAAGGAGAACUUUGGGUCUAUGUGGAACAUAUAAUGGAAACUUGAGAGAUGAUUUUCUAUCUCCAGCAGGAAUGAUUGAAGGCACCCCGCAGCUCCAUGCCAACGCAUGGAAGGUUUCAUCAGCAUGCCAUGUGCCCGUCAACAUCCCCGUGGUUGAUCCUUGUAACAUUAACCAACAAAAUGGUGCACUUUUACUUGGGGGUUUUGAUGUAGAUUUAUCAUAAUAGCGUUCUUAGAUCCCAGUUCUUUUCCUGUGUCUGAACUUUAUUGUCUCCUACAGAUGAUUUUGGGCUGUUUCUUUAAUCUGCCAUUUAGAUUCAGAGCAAUCUUUCUGGUAAAGGCAAAUCUCUCUCCUGUUUGUUUUAAACCCCAUUGAUUUCAAUGGCUAGCAUAUACACCUAGCUUCCUGGGAUGGUGCUCAUUAAGGUCAGUAGGAUGAGGACUGUGCAUGUAUAUUUGCAUGCAUUAUGUUUUGGCUAGCCUGUAGUUUUGGUGUAGUGUUAUCAGUCUUGGCUACUUACUUUUCACCGAGUGCUUUUAAAUAGUAUGAGUACUGCUAUAAGCCAAAUGUUGCUUUCC
This is a messenger RNA of Podarcis muralis (Common wall lizard), 1120 nucleotides long. The record is from RefSeq and is a predicted model, not a curated record. NCBI's taxonomy places the organism in Eukaryota, Metazoa, Chordata, Lepidosauria, Squamata, Lacertidae.